CGAUGUGAGCUUGACAUGGAAUAAACUACCAUCAGUGUACCAGUACCCGCUCAUGCUCCAGAUUCCGCUCACUUGUACAUUAAACUUCAAUUUAAAUAAACAUGUUUAUCUUUAUCACCAAUUCGAUCAGUACAUAUCACUAUUGAAAUCAACUAUUUAACAUAUAAUCAAACAUUUUGAACAAAAAAGUGUUAAAAUUUGAGUAAUUGUAUUUUUUCAGUGCCGCGCUCAUUGAAAAUGACAGCAGCGUCAUGUUGUUGAUGUUUUGGUUAAGAAGUUCAGUCCGCAUAGUUAAGCAUUUCAAGUGAGUUUUCUUCGAUUUUAAGCCAUAAAUUGUUAAUAGGAUGCCGGCAACUAAAAAACCAAAAUACACUGUUCAAGCAGUGGAAUUUGCUUUGGAUGCAGCAAAACGUGGUAUAUCUAUAAGUCAAGCUGCGGCCCGCUACGGUGUUCCAGCAGGAACCUUGCGGGACAAACUUCGUAACAAGUAUCACAAGGAAAAAAAAGGACCUCUGAGCAUUCUCACUGAUGGUGAGGAGACUCGCAUAGUCAGCUGGAUGAAGCUGGCUGCUCGCACUGGAUUCCCUGUAACUGAGAAGCACCUGAAAAUAAGCGUCGCUCAAUUCGUCAAGCUGACGAAGAAAAUAACACCAUUCAAGGAUGGUAUACCAGGCCGGAAGUGGAUAAGGUUGUUCAUGCGACGACACAAGGAAAUUUCGCUGCGAAAACCUAGUGUUCUUGCAAAACAUCGAGCCACUGUUACCGAAUCCCAAAUUCGUAAGUGGUUCCUCGAAGUUCAAGACUACUUGAAGGAAACGAAUGUGGAAUAUUUAUUGAAUCAGCCCGCACGAAUUUUCAACCUGGACGAGACAGCUUUUCAACUGGUGGUGAAGAACCAAAAGUGCCUUGCCCCGAAAAGCCUGCGACACUUGCAUUCGAUUUACGCCAACAACGAUAAGGAAAGCUAUACUGCACUGUUUACGGCGAGCGCCGACGGCCGCCUUCUCCCUCCAUUGGUGCUGUUCCCUUACAAGUGUCGACUUCCUGCAGAAAUUAGUGCCAGCGCUCCUCCAGACUGGGGAAUUGGAAAAACCGAUAGUGGCUGGAUAACCAGUGAUGCUUUCUACGAUUUCCUGAAAAAUAUUUUUCAACCGUGGCUUUUGAAAGAAAACAUACAACUACCGGUUGUCUUGUUUGUUGAUGGGCACAAAAGCCACACGACACUCAUGACUUCGGAAUUUUGUAGGAAAAAAUCAGAUAAUACUCGUUGCUCUGUUCCCCAAUUCAACCCACCUAACUCAGCCGCUUGAUGUCAGUUUUUUCGGACCUUUGAAGAAGCACUGGCAAAGUCAAAUCCUGAAGUUCCGGGCAGAACAUGGAAUGGUUCCAAUCAGCAAAUCACAAGUGUGUCCUUUGAUGCGAGAUGCUCUCAUUAGUUUUACAUCAAAAGAAGCAGUUAUCCGGAGCGGCUUUAUGCGUAGUGGAAUUUAUCCGUGGUCACCCGAUGCAGUGGAUUACUCCUCUCUACCAUCUAAUGCGAAUGAAAACGAAUCUGGAAAUGAAUCGCUGCUUUCAGAUUCACCAGAAAUGAGGUUGAUUCGACUGGUAGAAAGCAGACUCACCAUGCAGCAAUUUGCAGAAUUUCAGCAGCACGAGGAAUCGGUUAUCUGGCCCGGCAAUAUUUCGGACACCAACCUUUUCUACGUAUGGAGAAAUUUAAAAAUCAGUUGCAAUGACCUCUGCAGCAAUGCUAAGUCUGACAAUGCGGUCAAUGAUGAAGUACAACAAAUAAGGCAAGGCGAACUUUCGGAUGAAGAGAGCGAUUUCAAGGGAUUUUCAGAGGGUGAAAUGAAUCGUGCAGGUAUUUACAUAAAUUCUUUUUUUGUUCAAAAUAAACCAACGGAUUUUAUAUUUUUCAAUCUACAGGUGUUGUACGAUUCCUGCCAAAUAUCAUCUCCAGUUCGUACACCCUUGAAAGAAGCUGAACCGGAGCAGAACAACAGCGAUAAGGAGAACGACGUAGAUGAUGUGGCAUUCAACAGUUCAUUCAGCCUACCGACGACUACGAAAACAACUUAAAAGCGGAAGGUUUUGCGGCCACCGACUGUCGCAACAAGCAAGGAAUUUGCUUUAUUCAUGGAAGCAAAGGUGAAGGAGAAAGAAGCAAUCGAAUUUGAAAAACAGCAAAAGCGAAAGGAGCGUGAAAUUAAAAAAGCACAAAAGCUAGCAGUUAAGGAGGACAAGAAAAGAAAGCCUAAGAAGCCGCGUUCAUCUUCGAAAUCACAAUUACGGAAUUAGCGAAACUGAGAAACAAUCAGUUAAAUUCGAUAAGCAUAAAAGUAAAGACGUGAAAAGUGAAGAGAGAGAAAAGGAUAACAGAAAAGUAAAACAAGAAAAGAAAAUCUAAAAACUACGAAAACAGAUUCCACAGUCAAAACGCAGAAAUGUACGAUUUGUAAAGAAACAUUUGAAAUGUUUUAAAUAAAAGUUAAAUAAAAAAGUAUUUUGUUAUUUUACUUACAAAUUACAGAAACAUCAUUAGCCAUCGAGCAAAUAGACAAUAUUGGUAUUCAUGUUAUCAUAUCAUUCGAGUUUGUGUCGCUACUGAACCGUUGUGUUUGUUUGUGCUUGUCACAUUAAACAAAAAUAGAAGCAAUCUGUAGUGAAACAUUUUUUAAGUGCUUUACCAUCUCAAAUAAUAAGUUGAACAGUUUGUUUCUAGGAAAAAAUCAAUUGAGUUUUGUAAGUUCUUUUGGAAAUUCUGCACCAUUUUAAGUAAUGGCAUUCGUGUUAAUAAUGCUCAUCCUGAUGGAUUUUGGGUAAUGGUACAAAUAGUGAUGCAGCAAAAAUAAAAAAAAAAUAUUGCAUGAAAAAAAUAUGAGCGUUUAUUGGAACAUUUUUGAGCGUCUAUUGGAACACCAUGUUUUGUCGUGAGCGGGUAUUGGUACAAUUGAAGCAAACAGAAAGUUCAAUAAAAUAAAUAUAUUUAUUAUAUUUUCACCUUUGCAAAUAUUUUUACCUUUUUCUACUAGAAGUAACUUAUUGUUUGUCAAUAAAAUUUUAUACAAAAUUGCACUGGUAUUUUUUCAGCAAGUUUUCAAAUAUCAAAUUCUUUUUAAAUGAGCGGAAACUGGUACACUGAUGGUACUCUGAUCUUGAGUUGGUCGAAGCAAGAAAUUUGAUAGCAGCCUGACUAUCUUAGCAACAGUAUAUGACAGUAUUAAAUUGCUGUAUUUUCUACUUAAAAACUCAUAUAUUUUAGGUACCGUAAAACGGGGUAACUUUGAUAAUGCGGGUAACUUUGAUAGUGCGAGACCCCCAACAUAU
This is a messenger RNA of Aedes aegypti (yellow fever mosquito), 3327 nucleotides long. RefSeq lists its product as uncharacterized. Gene Ontology annotation, cellular component: nucleus. Gene Ontology annotation, molecular function: DNA binding. The coding region runs from base 345 to 1310 and encodes 321 amino acids. NCBI's taxonomy places the organism in Eukaryota, Metazoa, Arthropoda, Insecta, Diptera, Culicidae. The transcript has 2 exons. The record is from RefSeq and is a predicted model, not a curated record.